AUGGCCACUUCUAGUAUGCUGGGACACAUACUGGCCUUAUGCAGGUGGGCCAUGAUGGGUGCCUGGAUUAUGGUGGGUAGUUGGAAUAUACAGCUAGCCAGCUUGCAUGCCAGUAUUAGUGGGCCAGAUGGAUCACAGCCUCCAGGAUAUUUCCAGUGGUUUGGAAAGCACACUAGUGGGAUUCUAUUGGGCCAGUAUGACUUCCUGACAUUUCCAGGGACUGGCAGGGGGCCAAGGCUGGUGACAGUUGGUUGGCAUCAACUUCUAACUAACUCCAGUUGGCCAGGAUGGACCACAAACUCCAGGCUAUUUACAGUGGUUCAGAAGGCAUUCCAGUGGGAUGGUAUUGGGCCAGUAUAUGUUCUGGCCAAAUCCAGUCAGCCAAGUGGGCUGGAACAGGUCCAGGGCUGGUGGCAGUUGUUUGGCAUCAAUUCUGAACCAACUCCAGUUGGCUGGGAUGGAUGA
Molecule: messenger RNA, 465 nt
Organism: Pisolithus orientalis
Lineage: Eukaryota; Fungi; Basidiomycota; Agaricomycetes; Boletales; Pisolithaceae
Exons: 4
Coding region: 1-465 (154 amino acids)
Source: RefSeq, a predicted model, not a curated record